Molecule: messenger RNA, 2935 nt
Organism: Aspergillus ochraceoroseus IBT 24754
Lineage: Eukaryota; Fungi; Ascomycota; Eurotiomycetes; Eurotiales; Aspergillaceae
Product: dynamin-related GTPase DNM1
Exons: 3
Coding region: 238-2640 (800 amino acids)
Biological process (GO): peroxisome fission; mitochondrial fission
Cellular component (GO): cytoplasm; microtubule; membrane
Molecular function (GO): microtubule binding; GTPase activity; GTP binding
Source: RefSeq, a predicted model, not a curated record
ACAGCAGAGCAUGUUUUACAAGUGAAAUUCUUCCUAGUAUGAUUCUUAUUCCCACCACAGGCGACAAUCACGAAUCGGUUUAACUAUUGAAUUACUGGGGAUAAGAUUUUUAUUUGUGUGACAAUUUCGACCUAUCCCUCCAACCCGAAUACUUCCUCGCCUUCGAAUUUAAGGAUACAUCCGCGACGUGCAGAGCACCAAGGAGAGCUGUUUACCCAAACCCAUUGUUCGAGGAAAAUGGCCUCCCUAGGAGAAGAUUUGUUGGUGACCGUCAACAAGCUGCAAGACUUGGUUUUCAAUACCAUUGGAAAUGACUCUCUGGAUUUACCGCAAAUCGUUGUGGUUGGCUCUCAGUCAUCCGGGAAAUCGUCUGUACUUGAAAACAUAGUUGGUAGAGAUUUUCUACCUAGGGGAAGCGGCAUUGUGACAAGACGGCCCCUGAUUUUACAACUUAUCAACAUCCCUAGUGAGCGGCACGACAAACCCGAAGGCGAUGAAGUUCACAUUCCGCAUACAGCUGCUAGUGUCGCUGGACAGUAUGAAUGGGCAGAGUUUCAUCACGUUCCUGGUCGGAAGUUUGAAGACUUUGCCCUUGUUAAGCAGGAAAUUGAAGCUGAGACUGCGAGAAUAGCCGGAAGCAAUAAAGGCAUCAACCGACAACCCAUUAACCUCAAGAUAUUUUCUCCUCACGUUCUCAAUCUCACUAUGGUUGAUCUACCGGGCUUGACGAAAGUGCCCAUUGGAGACCAACCCUCGGACAUUGAAAAGCAAACUCGUGCGUUGAUAUUGGAAUAUAUUGCGAAGCCCAACAGUAUUAUCCUAGCAGUCUCGCCUGCGAACGUUGAUCUGGUCAAUUCAGAAGCUCUUAAGCUUGCUCGCCAGGUAGAUCCUAUGGGACGAAGGACGAUUGGUGUUUUGACAAAACUGGACCUCAUGGAUCAUGGAACCAAUGCUAUGGAUAUCCUCUCCGGCCGCGUGUAUCCAUUGAAGCUUGGAUUCAUUGGAGUUGUCAAUAGGUCCCAGCAAGAUAUUCAAUCUGGAAAAUCCCUUUCCGACGCUUUACACGCCGAACUUGACUUCUUUCGCCAUCAUCCUGCUUAUCGGAAUAUGGCCAAUCGAUGUGGCACGCAAUUUCUUGCGAAGACUUUGAAUUCUACUUUAAUGUCCCACAUCAGAGACCGCCUCCCUGACAUCAAAGCUCGCCUCAAUACACUCAUGGGUCAAACACAACAAGAGCUUGCUAGCUACGGAAAUAAGCAGUUCAGCGGGAAAGAACAUCGAGGUUCCUUGAUAUUGCAGCUCAUGACGCGAUUUGCAUCUUCUUUCAUAUCUUCUAUUGAUGGAACGUCCUCUGAGAUUUCUACUAAAGAACUGUGUGGAGGUGCUAGAAUAUAUUACAUUUUCAAUUCCGUCUUCGGCAAUUCCCUCGAGACAAUUGAUCCUACGCAUAACUUGUCCGUCUCUGAUAUCCGAACGGCCAUUCGCAACUCAACCGGUCCACGGCCCAGCCUUUUCGUUCCUGAACUUGCCUUUGAUCUUCUUGUCAAACCCCAGAUCAAAUUGCUAGAGUCCCCUAGUCAAAGGUGUGUUGAGCUGGUUUACGAAGAGCUCAUAAAAAUAUGCCACACAUGCGGCUCCCAAGAACUUCUUCGCUUCCCACGACUCCAGGCAAAACUCAUUGAGGUUGUGUCGGACCUCCUUCGUGAGAGACUAGGGCCUUGCUCAACUUACGUCGAGUCUUUGAUUUCCAUCCAACGCGCAUAUAUAAAUACGAACCAUCCUAAUUUCCUUGGCGCUGCAGCUGCAAUGUCAUCCGUCAUUCAGAGCAAACAAGACCAGGAAAGAAAGGCUGCAUUAGCGGAGGAGCGGAGAAAACGAGAGAAGAGACGGCUAAAAGAAACUGGCGGCCUGAAUGGAGGCCAAUCUGCCUACCCCGAAGAGGAAGAAGAGCAACAGGACUCAAAGACACAGAAUUUGCCCCUCAGAGGCCAGUCUACCCGAGGCACCAGAAGCUUGUCUCCGCAUGUUGGUAAGGUCCAGGAAAGUGGUAUCGCAGCGACAUUAAACGGUACACAUCCGAAUCCCCAAAACGCUUUUGGUACCGCAAAUACCACUCGUGAUUCCUUCUUAAAUUACUUUUUCGGCAAAGAUGGUGCGCAAUCUACUCUGUCUGCUCCCUUACCGCCAAAUCAGGGCAGGCAAUCAAUCCAGCACGAAGUUAAUAUUGCCCCUGCUACACGACGCACAGAGCUUCGCUCCCCGGUAAUUGCUACAGAGGAUUACACAGUAAUGCCAGAAUAUAAUGAUAUGAGCUCCGUGUCACAGCCAAAAGACAAUUCUGAACCCGAAAUAUCUGAUCGGGAGCUCAUGGAAACCGAGUUGAUUCGUCGAUUGAUUUCUUCAUAUUUCAAUAUCGUUAGAGAGACCAUUGCUGAUCAAGUUCCUAAAGCUAUCAUGCACCUUCUUGUCAACCAUAGCAAAGAUGUUGUGCAAAAUAGACUCGUUAGCGAGCUUUAUAAAGAGGAGUUUUUUGCUGAACUUCUUUAUGAGGAUGAUGGUAUUAAAGCUGAAAGGGAAAAAUGUGAGAGGCUAUUAGAGACAUAUAAGGCAGCUGCAAAGAUUGUGGGCGAGGUUCUAUGAUUCUUGUACCCAUCUUUUUAGCCUCGUGAUAUGUUUCAGGCAUACCUUGUUAUUUAGAUAACAUCUGGUUUGUCUGUAACUAUCCAAAGGUUAUAUUUUUGUGGAUAUCUUUAUAUCUUGUAUUCUAGUAUUAUUCCUAUUAUGACCCUACGCAGCGUGAGGUACGGGAGAAUAGAUUAGUUUUGCUUAUCGUGUGUAUAUAAGGUGUUUUUUUCUUAGCUAUAUAUAUCUAGAAGGUCUAAGAUGAAAGGCACUUUAUACUAUGCGCAAUUCUAAAUCUAAUAAAUACUAGGAC